AUGCAGCUCUUCCAGGUCCUCGCUCUCGCCUUCGCGACCACCGCCAUGGCCAAGGUCUACAACGACAACAGCCCCAUUCCCGACUCGGUAGAGCGCCCCUCCAACUCCGUCACCAUGCAAGCCAACACCUUCGGGACCGUCGUCAAGGCCGCAAGCGCUAAGCUCCGUUCCAAGGCCCUACAGGCCCGGGCGUCCACCCUUCAGGUGUGCGAGCACUCCAACCUUGAAGGCGCCUGUAUAACCAUUACCGGUAUCGAGAGCGGUGCCUGCUACAAUAUCAAUGGUAUCUGGAACGAUGUCAUCUCGUCCACUAAUACUUUUGGACAUACCUGCACCGUCUGGGAGCACCAUGGCUGUAGCGGUGACCAGUCGACCGUCAAUGGCGCGGUCAACUGGGGAUACAUGAACGAUAAGAUCAGCUCGUAUAGGUGCUUUGACUGAAAGGUCACGGAUCAUGGCCCGGAGGUAGGGAGGUUGCCUGUUGAGGUUCCAGACUGAAAUUAGGUAGCGUGGGUAGCUAGUGGCUCAUGGAAUGGUCAUAUAGGGUUUGUUCGGAAAUUGAGGUAUCUGCUAUUCAGCAUAACUUCCGUACCUUGGCUUCUAUCAGCUAUGCCAUGCUUAAUGAAGCGUUGCUCUGUCACCAUUGGAUGCUCACUAGACCCGGCCUGUUGCAAAACCCCCCAUUUCACGAC
Chaetomium fimeti is the source of this 692-nucleotide messenger RNA. RefSeq lists its product as uncharacterized. The transcript is spliced from 2 exons. The record is from RefSeq and is a predicted model, not a curated record. Lineage: Eukaryota; Fungi; Ascomycota; Sordariomycetes; Sordariales; Chaetomiaceae. The coding region runs from base 1 to 441 and encodes 146 amino acids.